CAGACAGAAGGAGAGAGAGGUGGGAAGGAGGGACCAACAGAGCCACAAACACACCACAUACACACUGCAUAUGCGGAGCGCCAAGCGCCAUGGAGACACAUCCCACUGCAUACACACGACAUCCGAAACCAUGGAGACACAUCACACAUGGCUCACGCACGCAGGGAGAUGCGAACAGAGAGAAGUACGAAUGCAAACAUAAACAGGAGCCGUAGAGGGAAAAGAGACCAAAUGAAUCACAUUCAGUAAGUGCUGGGCAUGGAGUGCAGAUCUCCAUGAACCAACAGGGCUGUCGGGACCCCACAACCUGCUGGACAAGGCGCUGGAUGGACAGCAUGAGGUCCCUGGAAUGCCACGCCCUGCUCUGUUCAGGACCCAGCUGAGCCCUGGAAAUCACCAAGUGACCAGGGGCUGAAAGCCUCUCUUCUGUGAGCGACCCCCUGCCCCCAAUCCCGACCUUGAAGGGGCAGAAGGACAUUCUGCUUCUAAGCCCCUGCCCGGUGCAUUCCAAACACCGUUGUCAACAUCCGGACCCUGGAGUUCACCAGCAUCCCCUGUUGAGGAUGGUGCGUCAGCACAGCUCGGGGACAUCAUCUCUGUGAGAGAGCCCCCCCAACACAACCCUGUAGGCCCUGAAUGCCCUGAGAUGGGAGACGGCCUCCACGACCGCAACCAGAGGCUGCUGGCAUUCAAGGAGAUGAUGGGAGGUCAAAGGUCGUGGGACGUGGAGGAGCAGCUGAGACGAUCUCGGGCCGAGCUGCUGUGGAUCCAGAGGCAGCUGUCCAUCAUCUCCAGAAGGAGCUGUGGUCAUCACCGGGCCAGGGAAAAGCUGAGGACUGAGUUUGCUGUACAUACACCCCUCAACUUGGAGCGGUGUCGCAGGCUGGAGGACAAAAACCGGGCCCUCCGACUUGAGUUGGCCACCCUCCGGCAGGAGCGGCAGCAGUGCCGCGUGCUGAGGAAUGAGCUGCAGCAUGCCCUGCAGGAGAAGAAUCGCCUCAGCCUUGAGCUCUUCAGCCACUCCCAGAGGGCUGCGCGUUACCGGCAGGUGGAGUCACAGUAUGAGAAGCUCAGAAAAACCUAUUCCUCUGUGACUCAAGAGAGAGACUCAGCCCUGCAGGAGAGGACUCAGCUGAAGGGGAAACUGGAGCACCUGGAACAGGUGCUACAGCACAUGCGCAACGCCCUCGAGGGACGGCUGCAACUGGAGCAGGAUCAUGAGCAAGCCCUGGCUGUUCUGCACGUCAAGCAGCAGGAGAUCGACCUUCUACAGAAGGCUCAGCUAGACGCAGAGAGGAAGCAUGAGGGAACGGUGAAGCUAUUAGAGGCCAAAGUUCAGGAGCUGGAGCAGAAAUGCAGGUCUCAGACUGAGCGCUUCAAUUUGCUGUCGCAGCAACUGGAAAAGUUCCGACUACAGACAGGGGGUGAUGAUGCGCUGAAUGCCCAGGCUCUGAAAACCCCAGACAAGACCCUGUCCCACAUCCUCAAUGCGUUGACUUCCCAGGUGGGCAAAGACUGCAGGGGUUCCACGGACAGCCAACUGACACACCAGCGCCCAUCAUUCACACAGUCUGAAGGUAUCAAGUUCCCAUUGACCUCCAGAACCAACAGCCAAUCCGGCAGCCCCCAGCGAAUCUCCCCUCCAGAAAUGGAUGAUGAUGGGAGAGUGACAGCCAGGUCCGAAGCCCGCUACACGGGCAAGGUCCGCCUCUGCACGGCGCGGUACAGUUACAACCCUUACGAUGGACCCAACGAACAUCCAGAGGCUGAACUCCCCCUUGUGGCUGGGAAGUACCUCUAUGUCUAUGGAGCGAUGGACGAUGAUGGCUUCUACCAAGGCGAGCUUCCUGAUGGCCAGCGAGGUCUUGUCCCCUCCAAUUUUGUGGACUUUGUCCAGGACAAAGACAUGGCCCUCAUCCAGGAUGAUGGCCAUGAGGCAGAUGGGGAUGCAGAGGAGGGGAAGGGCCCAGACAUGGGUCUCAGUGUUGCUGGAAGUGAUGACAAAAUGCCCCUGGACAUCAUGGUGGAUGAACUGGGCAAUGAAAUGGUGCCAUACCCCCGUAACAUCAGUCUCAUCAAGCAGCUGGCCAAGAGCGUCAUCGUGGGCUGGGAUCCGCCACAGGUUCCCAGGAGCUGGGGCAGUAUCAACUCCUUUGAUGUACUGGUGGAUCAGGAGGUUCGAGCCAACGUGCCUUUUGGAGAACGAACCAAGUUGCUCAUUGAAAAGCUGGACCUGUCUGCCCGAGCAUACCGGGUGUCUGUGCGCAGCGUGACGGACCGAGGGUUGUCGGAUGGGCUCCGCUGCAGCCUGCUGGUGGGUCGGGGCGUGGUGCUCGCACCAAGCCGCUUACGUGUGGACAACAUCACCCGGGACUCCGCUCACCUUUCCUGGGUGCCCAGCAACAGCAACUACAGCCACUCUGUGUUACUGAAUGGUUCCGAACAUGUGGUGGUCGGCCCGGGUCGGUACCGCUGCCAUCUGCAGGAACUGAAGCCCGUGAGCGUGUACCGGGUGGCUGUGUUGGCUCUACCCCAUCAAAUGCCCUGGCAGCUGCCCCUGGAGCAGCGAGAGAAGCGUGAAGCAUCUCUUGAGUUCUGCACCCAGGCUGCAGGGCCACCCUUUCCACCUCAGGAGGUGCAGGUGCUUUGUGGACAGGCUCCGGGGGUGAUCCAUGUGCACUGGACGCCUCCUGACCUCACAGCCACAGGGACGUCUAACGGAGCAAGUGUGACCGGAUAUGCUGUGUGCACCAAAGGCCAGAGAAUUGCAGAAGUAAUGCAUCCCACGGCAGACUACGUCACAGUGGAGAUGAGUCACAUCCUGCACCUGGAGGCCAGGGAGGUGGUGGUCCGGACCUUGUCAAUGCAGGGCGAGUCUCAGGAUUCUGCCGUUGCUGUUAUCCCCCACAAUGUCUUUGGGUCACCCUUUCCGCCGCCACACACACUACCACACCCCCCUCCAGCUGAACCUCGACUCCAACCGCACCCACUUCAGCACCCACCCCCACCCCAAUCCCAACUCCAGCCACAGCCACUUCACCCUGUUCCCCAGACUGACCCCUACCUCCAGACACAGCCAUCACAACCUUCUUUCCAGCUGGAGCCACGUCUCCAGCCCCACCCAGUACACCCUGUGGUUCAGUCACAGACUCAGACCCAACCUCAGCCGCACCCCCAGCCACUUCCACUGCACUUUGUCCCCCCUCAGCCCGGGCCAACAUCUUCAGUCAGUGGCAGAGACUCAGAGACCAAAGACCAAGAUGUGACCCUGCCCCACCAGGGCAUGGUGCCAGACCAGCACUGGGGUCCACCAUACCUCUCACCCUUGACCCUCCCUCCUUGUCAGUUGCCAGGACAUACCCUAGAACCACCACUUGUACCUCCCCGCCGCUCCCCCUCCCCUCAGAGGAUCCUGCCUCAGCCCCGGGGGGCUCCCAUCCCCCCAGACACAGUGGCCAAGGCGAUAGCCCGGGAGGCAGCGCAGAGAAUGGUGGCAGACAGCGGCCGGAGCUCAGAUGAAGAAGAGCAAGAAGAGGAGGCGUCAAUACACACGAGGAGGAGGAGAGUCUCCAUGGAAGAGUUCCUCAGGGGCUCAGAGCUGGGCAGACAGCUCCAGCGCAGUCAGAGUGACGAGUACCACACUGAGAGCAGCAGGGGCUCCGACCUCUCUGACAUUCUGGAGGAGGAUGAGGAAGAGCUCUACUCUGAAAUGGAGAUGGACGAGGGCUGUCGCCGUGGUAGCUCCUGCCAUGGUGCGCUGCAGAUUUCAGGGACCCCUCCUUCAGGGACACAGUCCAGCCCAGCAGAUGGGUCAGGUCAAAAGUCAACCCACAGCGGUGCCCACCCCCAUCGCAAACCCAUCAUGGUCCCAUCCAUCGCAAUCACUGCCGAGAGCAACAGCGAGGAGAACCUGCCAUCAGUUACGGAGGUUUACCGCGAUGGUGCCCACAUGAGGACCAGAGUUGGGCCCCAGCGCCAGACACAGGAUCCCAAGGGCUCAUCGCGGAUAUUUGUGGCCCUCUUUAACUACGACCCUCUCUCCAUGUCUCCCAACCCUGAUGCUGCCGAUGAGGAGCUGUCUUUCAAAGAAGGCCAGAUCCUCAAGGUGUUUGGUGACAAAGACACAGAUGGAUUCUACCGAGGUGAACUCGAUGGAAAAACUGGUCUGAUACCCUGCAACAUGGUGUCGGAGAUCCAGGCCGAGGACAAGGACACAAUGGAACAGCUGAUCCGCCAGGGCUACCUGCCUCUCAGCACCCCGGUGGACAAGAUCGAGCGAGACGAACGAGUUGGUCAGUGUCCGCUGCUGCCCACACGGAAGAUGGUAGCGCUAUAUGACUACGACCCCAGGGAGAGCUCCCCCAACGUGGAUGUGGAGGCUGAGCUCACCUUUUCUGCAGGAGACAUCAUCACUGUUUUGGGGGACAUUGAUGAAGAUGGAUUUUACUAUGGUGAAAUGAACGGACAUAGAGGGCUUGUCCCCUCCAACUUCUUGGAAGAAGUGCCUGAUGAUGUGGAGGUUUAUCUAACAGAUGCCCAAACCAAAAUGGAAAAUGUGGACAUGGGUCAAGCAUCUGGCUCCCCACCUGUAAGCCCCUGCAUGCCUGUGCCCAUGCCCACCUCCACACCUGCCAGACCUGUUGGACCUCCAGGACCCACUGGACCCCCUAGUGUCCCACGUGACUCUGUUCCCAAGAGGAAGAAGGGACUCCUUUCCAAAGGGAAGAAACUGUGGAAAAGACUUGCGGUGGUAAAGAGAGCCACCUGACACCUUUCUUUCAGACACAUGUUCCACCGCACUGCAUUAUGGGAGACUGACUUCAUCCUUUCUACUGUACCUUAAACACUGGGCUACAGGGGGAGUCGACCACACAUGACACAUGCUGCUCAGACCAUCAGGUUCACUGCCCUCUACUCCUUUUCUGUAGUGGCUGGAAACACAGAACUGGGUUCCUUUCUCUGCCUUUCACUGUUUCAGUAAGAAUCUGAAACUCUUCGGAAUGAGAUAUAAAAGUUAUGAAACAUCUUGUUUUCUGCCCCUCUGAAAGUGCAGUCAGUCCAAAGGGCUGACCAUGUGAACAACACUCAUGAAGUUUAUUACGGCAGUUCAGUGUUUAAUUCACGUGUAGAACUGCUGUCUGCAAUUACCUACAGUAUGUGCAAUCUCUAACAGAUGUGGGCCAUGGAUCGUGAUUAAAACAUUAUACUAAAAAAAUAACAUCAGUCACCCUUGUAGCAUAUUAAUAAAGUAAAUGUAUUAAGUAUCAUAGAAUCUCUUUCAUUAAGAAGUUUUCACUCUCCCACAUCCAUCAUUCAUUAUUGCAGGAUUUCAGAUUAUUAACUAUGUGUGUUGCGUGGUCAUGGAAAGUGCUGUUAAAAAUCUCCUACGUAUAUAAGCCUUUUCAAAGCAUUGUGCUGUUUUGUCCAGUUGGUAGCAAAAGAUUAACCUUGUUGUGUGAGUGCUAUGUAUUGAUGUCCUUUCAGGCUGUAAGAAACUAGCAGCAGUAGUUUCGUGUCCUGGGUGCGACAGGAGUCUAGUGUUACUAACACAUACACCCAGGGCCGAUGUUUCAUCUGUAACACAGUUCCAUACUCUUACCAUUAGACACACUUUAAACACACGUGUCACGGUCUGCUUCCUGAAGCCCUACCCUCUAAAUGCUCAUAGUCACACAAAAGGUCACCUGGGUCACUUUUUAACUGUUUCAUAAAGUUUCAUGAAGGACCAAGAACUCGCUGCAGCAGCAUGUUGACGUCCUGAAUGGAGAAACAUUUUCAGGACUCAUGACCAAUUUUACAAUAUGAUCUAUUUAGUACCCAAGCUACUUUUGAGUGAAACAUCUGAUAUUGAUCACUGUGGGAAAUCGGGAACAUGAACAGUGAGGUUAAAAAAGUACAAGCCCCGGAAAGUUUUACUCAGACUUCAAAAUGUGAUGCUGAAGAGGUUUUGUGUGCAAAUGCGGGACACAGCUCUCCACGGUUCAUGUAGAAGACUGAUAGACAGUUACAGAAAACUCUUACAUGAAGUUAUUUCUGUUAAACAGAUGGUAUUGAAUCCAGGGAUGUGCUUGCAUUUACUGGAGUUUUGUUAAGAAAAAGUCAGGAGGGAAGUAUUAGACCAAACUUUUGGCUAUACCCAGAAGUCAGUGUAUGUGUAACAUAUACAGUAUGUAGUGCUUUUCCUGCCUUUGUUCUGUCCAAAAUCCAUCAGCCUCUAUUUCCCUUGUCUUCUUUGUGCCCAAGUACUGUGUGGACCACUGCGAGUCCGUCAAACGGCUUUUUCCCUUGACUAACUUUGCCGUCUACUACCAACCCCAUCAACUCCAUUGUCUAAUCCACUGCAUGCACCACCCGUUAUUUGCCUAAGGCUCCCUCCCCUUUUCUUGGUGCCGCACCUCAGGUUUCUUCCUCAGAGCACUUGUGCUUCUACAGUUUCCUUUUUCUCUUCUGUCUCCAGGGCUGCUGUAUUCAUUCUGAACCCAAUGAACCCACUCCAUCCAAUUUGCAUUGUGCCUGUUCCAUUAGUCACCAUACACUUCCCUGUUCAUCAUGGUUCCUGUGUCUCAGGCGCUAAAGUUUACACUUAUAGUUAAAUGAAUAAACUAACAUUAACUAAAUCCACCAUUCAAUAAAAUCAGUACUAUAGCCUAAAAGCCUACAUAAAUGCCCAAUCCACACUUCAGAUUAGAUGUACCAAUGAUCCUGCAGUUUGUUUAAUAGCAUUGGGCAUCACCAGCACAACCUGUUUUUGUUCCUGUUGUCAUGCAUCACUCUUCAUACUGUUUAGUUUGGGUUGUCAGUCCACGCUGCUGUUAGGGGUCAGUUCGCUACUUGGCCUGCUUGUCACCACAAUUCUGGUCAAUUUACUGAUCACCACUAACCCAAAGGAAAGUACAGUAGGCAUUUGCCAAAAUGCACAAUGACUGUCUAAUUGUUCCAUCUCCUGAAUUUAAUAUUGAGCUUAUAUUAUUACUGUUUAUUGCAUUUAAACAGGAACUGCAUUUUUGCUAAAGUUUGCUGAAUAAAUCAGACCAAAGUUUAAAUAUUACAUCCAUUCAAUUUCAAUAACCUCUUGUCCCAGGCAGGGUUGUGGUGACCUGGAGCCUAUCCUGGAAAUAGUAGCCACAAGGUGGGGUUGGGAGGUGGAGGUAAACCCUGGAUGAGACUCCAGUCCAUUGGAUAGUAGCAAUACACAAAGUCACUCACCCAUUUAUAGACAAAGGGCAAUUUUAGAGUUAACAGUUCACCUGAACUGCAUGUCUGUGGACUUUGAGAGGAAACCAGAAUAUCUGGAGGAAACCCUCUUUCACCACCUUGCAACCCUCGGAUAUUACACAUUUGUUAUAUACAAUUACUUUAUCCCAGUGAGGCUCAGCCAUCGACAUCUUAAUAUAUUGAAAAUUACAAUGCUUUCCAGGGGAUUGUACUUAGUUUUUCACAUCACUGCAUGGUCCAUGUUCAUCCUGUAUUUGAGCACAGCAGCUUCUAUUAACUCCAUCUCAUGAUUAGGACCAGCUCAAGAAGUGUCCUUUGGUUAAGACAUCUGCUCAACUUCACAGCUCGUCUCUUCACACACUAAACCUUUUAGUGCACUGUGUGAUCAUUCUGUCCAGGUAAGAAUUACCCACUGAAAGAAGAGAGACAGAGAGGGUAAAUAUGACACGCAAUAAGCCAUAUCCACAGUUGCAGCAGAUCAUUCCAUUUGUUGUUUACACAGUUAAUUAAAACUACUGUGUGUUUCCCCACUGCCUCCCACAAGAAACAUUGUGUGUAAUUGUGCAGCAGACUCUAGAUCCAGCGGGAA
Scleropages formosus (Asian bonytongue) is the source of this 7804-nucleotide messenger RNA. RefSeq names its product RIMS binding protein 2a (gene rimbp2a). Gene Ontology annotation, molecular function: protein binding. The transcript has 27 exons. Bases 647 to 4768 code for a protein of 1373 amino acids. Lineage: Eukaryota; Metazoa; Chordata; Actinopteri; Osteoglossiformes; Osteoglossidae. The record is from RefSeq and is a predicted model, not a curated record. Gene Ontology annotation, biological process: neuromuscular synaptic transmission.